Molecule: messenger RNA, 490 nt
Organism: Paraphaeosphaeria sporulosa
Lineage: Eukaryota; Fungi; Ascomycota; Dothideomycetes; Pleosporales; Didymosphaeriaceae
Exons: 1
Coding region: 46-405 (119 amino acids)
Source: RefSeq, a predicted model, not a curated record
ACCCCUGUUCGCACGAGACCGCGCCCACCCUUCUCAUCCUUCAAAAUGUCAACCGCUGUCCCCAACAUAUACAACAACAAAACUUUCCGCCCAGCAUCGAACUCCGACAACGGCGAAGUCGAUGACACAACGCGCUUCCACUAUCACCAGGAUGGAUCAAUCGUUUGGGCGGAGUACUCUGGCGGCUCGAUCGCGAAAGGCUCGCUCAUUGCCACGGUCAAAGAGGAUGGGAGUUUGGACAUGCGGUAUCACCAUGUCAACACACAGGGCGAACUGAUGACGGGGAGAUGCCAGUCUAUCCCGGAGACAUUGAAAGAUGGGAGAUUGAGGUUGAAGGAGACGUGGCAGUGGACUAGCGGGGAUGAGUCCAGUGGAGAGUCGGUGCUGGAGGAGGUGAGGGAGUGAGCUGCGACGGAGACCGGAAAAGAAGAGAGCGCACACCGCUUGCUUUACUGUCUGUACAAAGAGUCGUCUAUUAUAUAAGAGAAGA